AUGUGGCUCGAAAUCUUGCGGCAGCAAAUCGGCGCGGACGCGGCAAGCGUGAAGUUCACUGAUAAAGAUCCCUUAUGUAUUAUCGUGAGGCCAACAACCACCUACGAUGCUCUUGUUAGCUCUGUGCUGGAGAAGCUUGGUCUCGAAGGAGUUAAAAGGGUUAAGAAGUUUUUCUAUCGCAUUCCAACAACGGUGCUCCAUGACACCGUGAAGUAUGAUUCUUUCACGAUCGGUAGUGAUGAGGACUUGCAGGUUAUGUUUAUUUGUCGCAGGCAGUUUCCCGAGGUAAGGAGACCAGAGUUGUUGGCAAAGUUGGUUGAUGUGGUAUAUAGCUCUGGUGGUUCGAACCGGAAUGCCAAUACUAUAGCCGCGGUUGCCGGCUCGAGCUCGAGACCUGUGGUUGCUUCAUCCUCCGUUCCUGUGUAUGAGCCACCGAUGCAGCCUGUUGCCUCCCCUUCGUUUGCCGUUGAUCUGAGCGCCAAUGCUGGAGACGAGGUUAGAUAUGGGGAACAUCUUCCCACCGAAGUGCAUUGUCCUACACCCGCUGGUGUUGGUGAGGAUUUGUUUGAUGAUCCAGAUGACGAUGACGUCGAGCCGGAUAUGAUCGCUGAUGACAGCGGCGAUGAUCUUGGGACUACUGAUACGAGAAGGGCUACAGGUGGAUCUAGUUCAGGAACACAGCAGUACCCACCCCAUUUUUCAUCGUUGGACCUAGAUGCCAUGCGGCAGGACGAAAAUCCUGUACAGGCCUCUGGAUUUGGCGCUAGAGAUACCGAAGGGUCUGCCGGUAUGACCGAGUUCCAGGUUGGUCAACAAUUUCAGGAUAAAGAUGAGGCGCUGUUGAGUGUGAAGACGUACAGCAUCCGCCGAGGGGUCCAGUACAAGGUCGUUGAGUCUGACUACCGCAGGGCUGAUGCCGCCGUCAACAUCAAGGUGCUUCAAAAUGCCACGGCCGCACACUUUGGGUUCAGGCCAACGUACAGGAGGGUAUGGAUGGCGAAGCAGAAGGGCGUUGCCGUCAUAUAUGGGGACUGGGAUGAGUCGUACAACGAGCUCCCUAGGUGGGUUUUAGGAGUUCAGCUGACGAUGCCUGGCACUGUAGCCGUCCUAAGGACUUGCCCUGUUCGAGUUGGGGGACAGCAUGACGAGUCUCAGGCUUAUUUUCAUAGGAUGUUCUGA
Molecule: messenger RNA, 1179 nt
Organism: Arachis stenosperma
Lineage: Eukaryota; Viridiplantae; Streptophyta; Magnoliopsida; Fabales; Fabaceae
Exons: 3
Coding region: 1-1179 (392 amino acids)
Source: RefSeq, a predicted model, not a curated record